UCGUACAAAUGGUUCCGCCCUCUAACAGGAAGAGGCCGCUGAGAUACGUGAUAAUGUUGUAGCGGGAUCGGAAGUGGACAGAAGUAGAGCGGAGCGACGAUGAACAACAAAUUCGAUGCUUUGAAAGAUGAUGAUAGUGGAGAUCAUGAUCAAAAUGAGGAGAAUGGCACACAGAAAGACGGUGAGAAGGAAAAGAAUGACAAGGACAAGACCCAGGCAUCCUCAAGGAAAAAGACUGUUCCAGGUCCAGCUGAGCACCCAUUGCAGUACAACUACACAUUCUGGUACUCCCGUAGAACGCCCGGCAGGCCAACCAGCUCCCAAAGUUAUGAACAGAACAUUAAACAGAUUGGUACCUUUGCCUCAGUGGAACAAUUUUGGCGGUUCUACAGCCACAUGGUACGUCCUGGGGACCUAACCGGGCACAGCGACUUUCACCUCUUCAAGGAAGGGAUCAAACCGAUGUGGGAGGAUGAUGCAAAUAAGAAUGGGGGAAAGUGGAUAAUCCGGCUGCGUAAAGGCUUGGCAUCCCGGUGCUGGGAAAACCUGAUCUUGGCCAUGUUAGGAGAGCAGUUCAUGGUUGGGGAAGAGAUUUGUGGGGCAGUUGUCUCUGUACGUUUCCAGGAGGACAUCAUUUCUAUCUGGAACAAAACUGCAAGCGACCAAGCAACUACAGCCAGGAUCCGUGAUACCCUGCGCAGGGUCCUGAACUUGCCUCCAAACACUGUCAUGGAGUAUAAAACACACACUGACAGUAUCAAGGACAAAACAAGUUUCCGAAACACAAAAAUUACAUUGUGAAAACGCGGAGCCGUUGCCGAUACCAUUGCCCCUUCUUACACCAGACAUUGUUUUGUGUGUGCUGAAUUUAGACCACUAACCCCCUUCCCUGUCAGAGGGCCCAGCAAUCCGGGGUGAAGGCUUUAAGUUAACAGGCAUCUAUUCAUUUUUCUUAUUCUGCAACGUCAGUCUUUGCUCCAAGAACUGUCCUCCUAAAGCUGCUGCCAUGGUGAUGAAAUUAAGUACCAAAUCUUUACUUUUGGUAAACCAUUUUAUUUGCGUUUUAUUUUGUUUAGGGAUGGAAAGGUAUUAGCAUUCAUUUUUUUCCCCCCACUCCGGCACUAAUGGAGGUAAGUGCUUAUUUUUCCAAACAAGCUAACCUUUCCUCCCAAAACUUGCCUUGUCAUUUUUCUUCAGCACUUUGUUAGUUUCCUUUCAUGUUUUACGUAAAGGAUUUUGUGUAUAAUGAAUAUACUCUCGUUACCUGACCCAUUACUGAGGCAUAUCAGUAUUAUUCUAAAGGUUGAUGUAUAAAGCAAAAAAAAAAGUGGCUGCUGACGCGUGGAACUGUCAAUUUCUACCUAAGCUUCAUUAUUAAAUUAUUGGGUCUCUCUUUUUUU
Molecule: messenger RNA, 1400 nt
Organism: Spea bombifrons (plains spadefoot toad)
Lineage: Eukaryota; Metazoa; Chordata; Amphibia; Anura; Pelobatidae
Gene: EIF4E2
Product: eukaryotic translation initiation factor 4E family member 2
Exons: 7
Coding region: 100-801 (233 amino acids)
Biological process (GO): translational initiation
Cellular component (GO): cytoplasm; eukaryotic translation initiation factor 4F complex
Molecular function (GO): translation initiation factor activity; RNA 7-methylguanosine cap binding
Source: RefSeq, a predicted model, not a curated record